This is a messenger RNA of Penicillium odoratum, 420 nucleotides long. Its product is annotated as actin-binding ADF family protein. Bases 1 to 420 code for a protein of 139 amino acids. The record is from RefSeq and is a predicted model, not a curated record. Gene Ontology annotation, cellular component: cytoplasm; actin cortical patch; actin cytoskeleton. The transcript is spliced from 3 exons. NCBI's taxonomy places the organism in Eukaryota, Fungi, Ascomycota, Eurotiomycetes, Eurotiales, Aspergillaceae. Gene Ontology annotation, biological process: cell motility; actin filament depolymerization; actin filament severing. Gene Ontology annotation, molecular function: actin filament binding.
AUGACCAGAGGAUUUGCGACCAUCACGCCUGAAUGCGAGGUAAUCUUUGACGCAGUCAAGGAGACCGACAAACUAAACUACGUCAUCUACGAGGCCUCCGCACACGACAAGAAGAUCUCCGUCGCAGAGUCUGGCAAAUAUGAGGACUACGCGGACUUUCUCUCUCACUUCAAGGAUGACACUCCUCGCUAUGCAGUCGUCGAGCUUCAGUAUGACUUUCCCGGCGGUGAUAAGCCACGACACAAGCUAGCAUUCAUCACAUGGGUCCCAGAGGGAACGGGCAUCCAUGAUCGAUCCUACUACACCACAAACAAAGAUCAUCUUUUCCGGGCACUUUCGGAUAUCAGCCUCCAUGUCCAGGCAGCUACGCAGGAGGAUCUAGCCCAUGCGAAAAUUCUGAGUCAGUUCAAGGCGCUUUAG